Messenger RNA from Sphaeramia orbicularis (orbiculate cardinalfish), 1028 nucleotides. It is a transcript of the gene clic3, whose product is annotated as chloride intracellular channel 3. The coding region runs from base 144 to 908 and encodes 254 amino acids. The transcript is spliced from 7 exons. The record is from RefSeq and is a predicted model, not a curated record. NCBI's taxonomy places the organism in Eukaryota, Metazoa, Chordata, Actinopteri, Kurtiformes, Apogonidae.
GGUUUGACAGGUGUGGUGCAAGACGAACAAAAAACAGAAACAGACCGAGACAAGGAGGAAAGAAGGACAGAUGAAACACUGGAAUCUAAAAAGACUACAGGUGGAGUGCAGAUAAAGUUGUGGUUGUAAAUUCAGCACGGACCAUGACCACCGCUAAAGGAAAAGUCAAAGAUAAUGAAAUAACAACGGCCGAGGCUCCAAAGAUAGAACUCUUUGUUAAGGCGAGCAGUGAUGCUGAGAGUGUGGGGAACUGUCCCUUCUGCCAAAGACUCUUCAUGAUUCUUUGGCUAAAAGGGGUCAUCUUUACCCUCACCACUGUGGACAUGAAGAGGGCACCAGAUGUAUUGAAAGCUUUGGCACCAGGAUCUCAACCUCCUUUCCUCAUCUACAACAAUGAGGUCAAAACCGACACAAAUAAGAUUGAGGAGUUCUUGGAGGAGACCUUAGCUCCACCAGAAUAUCCAAAACUGUGCUGCCGAUACAAAGAAUCCAACGCUGCUGGAGAAGACAUCUUCCUUAAAUUCUCAGCAUAUAUAAAGAAUCCCAACCCUGGACUAAAUAACAGCCUAGAGAAGAAAUUUCUAAAAACCCUGCUCAAGCUCAACAACUACCUAGAAACACCUCUUCCUGAUGAGCUGGACAAAAAUCCAAAUAUUACUGAGUCUAAACGUCUCUACUUGGAUGGUGAUGAACUCACCUUGGCGGAUUGUAACCUGCUUCCCAAACUCAACAUUGUCAAGGUUGUUUGCAAGGAAUACCGAGACUUUUCCAUCCCAUCAGAGCUGAAAAGUCUGAAACGGUACCUGGAUAACGCCUACAAACAAGAUCAGUUUCGCUACACCUGCCCCAAUGAUGAUGAAAUCCUCUUCGCCUACAAAUCUGUGGCCAAAUACCUGAACACCAAAUGAAUGAAGAAGGAAAAAUGAAUGGAACCAAAAAAAAAAAAAAAAAAAAGAGAGAAAAUGCCUGAAAACUUUGCAUGACUUUUUCUGUAUUUGUGUUAAUGUGUGAUUGUUCAUAGAAGAUAU